AUGAGUAGCGUAUUCCGGGCCUCUUACCGUGUGCUCCAACGGCACGCGCAUGAAAGCCCCGUUAUCUUCUACUCUUGUGUGAUUGGCCUCAUCGGUCCAGCUCUUCUAGUCACUGUGCCUCCACUCAAGGAACAACUUGGCUACAAGCCUGCCGAACCUAUCCCCCUUUCUUACCCUCUACCCAACCGCCCACGCAGACCAGUGCACGGUUUCGAAGACGAAUGCACUCUUCACCCAUAUACGCGCGCCUUUGCUACCCCAGCAACUUCACAAGACAUUGUCGAUGACAAUAAAAAACCUCGGAAAUCAACUACGCCGUUGCGUCGUUCGGCCUCUGAAUCAUUGCCCAUCCGUGCCAACCCAACGCCAACCAGAAGCAGCAUUCAGCCCGUUUCGACUCUGGCAACGGCCGAACGUUAUCUACUUUCUCGCCUUCGUAGCCAGAACGGCCUUUCUUUGAAUGCGCAGAAGCUCUAUGAUGCAUGGUGGGUAUCUCGUUGGACGACGAGUCAAGGCAAAGAGGGGGAAGUAUUCGUUUUCGGAAACGGUAGCGUUGUCUGCUGGGGUCUGGACGAGGAUGAUGCACACCGUUUCACAAUGGAAGUCAUUGGACGUGUUCCUGGUGUCGAAAUAGCGCCACUCAAAGCUCCGGAGACAGAAGAGCUUGAAUUUGUUGUCGAUCCCAGCGAGUUCAGUGCUUUUCUUUUCUUACAAUCCAAACGGCCACUAAUCUGUGACGAAGGACAGGGCCCAACUUUGAAUGAAGUUGCUCCACCCACACCUCUUCCAUCUAUGGUGUUUCCGCCGGAAACAUUAUUUGCGCGCUACGCUUUCUCGCAAGCUCUUUCCCGCUCAACGGCGUUAUCCGCACUGGAAGUGUCGUUGGACGAAUAUCUGUCGUCUAUGGCGUUGCUCCCUCACUCCCUUGCCCAAACUGGCAAGCCCCAGAUGUCUCGUUUAGCUCUGGUUAAGAAGCUGGGAGAGUUGAUGAAGUUUCGUCAAGGCUUGAACCUGAACCACGAAAACUUUAGCGACGUACCCGACUUUUACUGGACCGAACCUGAGCUGGAAAAAUACUUCAACUCCGUCAGCAAGGCAUUAGACGUUGGCGUUCGGACAGACUCGGUCAAUGACAAGAUCACCUAUGCAGCAGAGGCUCAGUCGGUCCUCCGACAACUCUUAACAGAAUCGUCCACGCAUAGCAUGGAAUUGGUUAUCAUUGCUUUGAUCGCCGUUGAGGUCGUUAUUGCUCUCAUCCGCGACGGACCGGAACUAUGGGAAAUGUUCACAGGCGCACCAGUGCAACAUGAACAAGACAAAUCGCGACACUAUUCUAAUCACAUUGUAGCCUAG
Molecule: messenger RNA, 1353 nt
Organism: Mycena indigotica
Lineage: Eukaryota; Fungi; Basidiomycota; Agaricomycetes; Agaricales; Mycenaceae
Product: DUF155 domain-containing protein
Exons: 8
Coding region: 1-1353 (450 amino acids)
Biological process (GO): positive regulation of mitochondrial translation
Source: RefSeq, a predicted model, not a curated record